UGCAGGUACGUUUUCCCUCUGGCGCCGGAGCGCACGAUCACCUGCAACGGGGGUGCCAGCUGCACCAGCUGGUUUGAUAUGGAUGUGCUGCCCAUUGGCGUGCAGGAUCUGCCACCGCUGCACGGCUGCUCGCUGGAGUCUGCCGAGGACUCGGUCAGGCAGGUGCACGGCCUUGUUGACUCCCUGCGUCAGGAAGGCAUCCCCGCGGACAGGAUUUACGUUGGCGGCUUCCAGCAGGGGGGUGCUCUGGCACUCCUGGCUGGACUGACGUAUCAGCAGCGCCUCGCUGGCUGCAUCGUGUUCAGCGGCCUCCUGCUCGGUGCCGACCGCGUCGGCACCCUCGCGGGACCCGCAGCACGGGGCUUACGAGUUUUUUGGGGACAUGGUUUACACGACGGUGUAUUUGAUGUAUCGUUGCAGGACGAGGGAUGCAACGCUGUUAAGGAGUUCGGGUUGGACAUCCAGCUGGUAGUUCUGCCAAUGGUCAAGAAGGGUGCAGUUGCCUUCAUAUCUCCAACUGACAAGUCCAAUCGCUGUCGCGUUACACAUGGGCCAGCGUGCCUGUACAUGUUUAUUAUGCUCAGCAGUUUUGGUCGAGAUGGUUACGCUAACCUUUUCAUUAAUAGCUUCUGCGUCUUCUUUCUUUUACUACCACAUGAGGCCACCGAGUUCCUGAACGACAUGCCACUGAGAGUGCCAGAGUUUGACUGAGAGUGUCCUUGGCCACGUGGCGAAGAAAAGUGUGGAGCUUUCAAGUCAGCUUCAGUCAGGCUGCCGCUUCUUGUCCGCACCUCCCACACUUCUACGACGCUGCCUCUCCGCACGUGCUCCCAUCGCGCGGCACCUGGCUGGUUCCCUUGCCAGUCCACGGCCGCGCGUGCUUCGCAGCUUCUGGCCC
Prorocentrum cordatum is the source of this 898-nucleotide messenger RNA. The record is from the annotation of a GenBank genome assembly. NCBI's taxonomy places the organism in Eukaryota, Dinophyceae, Prorocentrales, Prorocentraceae.